AUGGUCAAAGGCCUGGAAACGAUGCCUUAUGAGGAACGGCUAAGGGAGCUGGGCAUGUUUAGCCUGGAGAAGAGGAGGUUAAGGGGUGAUAUGAUAGCCAUGUUCAAAUAUAUAAAAGGAUGUCACAUAGAGGAGGGAGAAAGGUUGUUUUCUGCUACUCCAGAGAAGCGGACACGGAGCAAUGGUUCCAAACUACAAGAAAGAAGAUUCCACCUAAACAUUAGGAAGAACUUCCUGACAAAGAACUAUCUCUUGAAGAGGUCCAUUUUGCUGUCUUAUUCUAUCUGAAGAGGUUCCUCUAGGAGAGAAGCUGUUACGUCUAAACAAUGCCGAUUCAUGUGAAUGAUGUGAUUCAACUUCUGUGCCGGUUAUCUGAAGUGCGGGGAAUGAAGGCGGCCAUCAAACAUUCGGGACGAGGAGCACUUAUGGCAGGUUUGGGUGCCUUCACUGGAGGCUUGAUGGCCGGAGCGGUUGGACUUGCAGUGGGUGGGGCACUUGGUGGCUUGAUUGCAGCCUCAAUGUCAAGUGGACAAUUUAAGCCCGUCCCUCAGAUUAUUCUGGAACUGCCUCCAAGAGAGCAAAAACGGCUUUAUGAAGAUGUCCGGGCCAUUGUUAGGAACAUGGAUUGGAUGGAUGUGGCACAGCUCACAGCACUGGUCAUGGGAAGCUCAUCUGUUCAAGAGAAAUUGCUCAUGGUGGUGACAAACUACAUCACCAAGGAGCUUGGCGCUACAAUCAAGUAUGGAGAGUAAAAACCAUAAGAGCAGCAGUCUGUGAAGAGCAACAUAGAGAAGUCAAUGCUGCCAGAAGAUCCCGCCAACUAUACUGUGGAUGUUUGGUGCAAGUCCUAGGCUUUGCAGAGACGACACAAUUAAAGGGCUACAAUACCA
Messenger RNA from Podarcis raffonei (Aeolian wall lizard), 890 nucleotides. Its product is annotated as protein C19orf12 homolog. Lineage: Eukaryota; Metazoa; Chordata; Lepidosauria; Squamata; Lacertidae. The coding region runs from base 327 to 752 and encodes 141 amino acids. The transcript is spliced from 4 exons. The record is from RefSeq and is a predicted model, not a curated record.